AUGUUCACCCGCAACGAAACGGUGAACGCGUCGGUGACGCAGGGAUUUGAGGAGCUCAUCACGUACCACAUUGUGAACACUUCGCUCGGAGCCAUCUCCACUCUCGUCAACACCCUUCUCAUUAUCAUAUUUCUCAGCUACCGACCAUUUAGAACACGAUAUGUGGUGAGUUGUCUUUUCGCGAAAAAAUAUCAGCGACAUGUUUUCUCUUUCAGCUUCUGAUCCUGCUCAACGUGGGAGACCUUAUCAACAGCACGGCCAUCGUGCUGACGGGUCUCAACAGAAUCGAGUUGUACUCGACUGCCAUUCGUUCGAUGACCCUUCCGGUCAGAACGUCGCUCGAGUGCGCCGUCGAACCGUGGCUAAUUCUGAAGCUCAUCGGUCAGUUUGCACGUUAUCUUGAUGGGCGGCUGCACACAGAAAUAAGCUUCCUUGUAGCAACAUGUGAUCCUUUUCCUCCUUCUCCUUCUCCUUCGCUUCUUUUUUUGUUUGCUGCGUGAAAACGUCGAUCUAUCCGUGGGUGUACUUUAUUGCAAUGUGAUAUCCCCAAGAAGGAAGAGGGUGUCGCUUCCGUUCUAUGACGUGGAAGUCAACGAGCGGGAGGGUGAGAAUCUGGAAGGAAUUCAGAUGAAACACAGUUUGGGUAAACACUUAGAGAGUGCGAUGCAAAAGAAAUAUUGUCGAAAACAACAUGACCAAGAAAGGGACACUUUCGUCGCUUCGAAUAACAUCCGGAUGUAUUUUCAGGCGAUAUCCUCAUCCCGGUUUCCACGUUCUGGAUGGGUGUCGAACGGCUUGUCGCCAUCCUUUUCCCCAUCUUCUACCGCUUCUCAGUCGAUGGAAAAGCCGUAAAGUGAGCAUCUCAAGCCUACUAUUUUCCACGUCAUCAACUCUUUCAGAUAUCUGAUCGUGCCGGGAAUCAGUCUCCUCUUCGUUUUCCUCUCAAUCUGCGUCGCUUUCUAUCUCGCGUUCACUGAGAAUCACCCGACAAGCUUCUACUGCGGAAGAAAGGCGGCUUUCGGACAGGGCUUCGGCACGUUCAUCUAUUGCUGCAACAUCACUUGCAACGUGGCAAGCACCAUAUUCGCCACUGCUGCAUACUUCAAAGCUUUAAUCUUUCCAAGACACAGUGAGAAUGCCAGGAUCUUCGCAAAACACUUGAAUGCUUUCAGACCACGGAUGCAGCGGCAGGUCAAUGUGAUCCGUUACUAUCUGCUCAUUUCCGUCCUCUCAACUCUUUUGGUUUCCCUGCCGAACACCAUUGCUCUAUUCCAGUUGUACGUCGAAAAAGUGAGCUUGCCCCUCUUUAUCUCGUGUGAUUAACUGAAAUUGUUUCCAGGUGAGCGACAGUCUGUCGAAGCCUGCCUACUGGAUGCAGACCAUCAACAGCGGCAUCCACUUCUUUGUGUACUUGGCUUUGAACAAAGAAUUUCGGGCGAGGACCUUCCGAAUGUUCAAGAUGGUUCACUCGGAGGAAAUGUCACUUUCCAGUAAGUUCCUUCUGAAACCAGCUCCGCUUUUAACGUAUUCGGUUUCAGAGAAGCACUCCCCGGAUGGCUGCGAGACUCCCCUUCGAGGCUCUGCCAAAACGCUGACAGCCAGAACUGCCUAA
This is a messenger RNA of Caenorhabditis sp. 36 PRJEB53466, 1612 nucleotides long. The record is from the annotation of a GenBank genome assembly. Lineage: Eukaryota; Metazoa; Nematoda; Chromadorea; Rhabditida; Rhabditidae.